AUGACGUCUCCACCCGGCAAUCACACCUGCCCUCGCUCCUCGCUCACAUACGACUACCUUUACUGGAAGCACAGGUCUGUAUCCACAGCUGCCCUCGCUCCUCGCUCACAUACGACUACCUUUACUGGAAGCACAGGUCUGUAUCCACACCUGCCCCUCGCUCCUCGCUCACAUACGACUACCUUUACUGGAAGCACAGGUCUGUAUGCACACCUGCCCUCGCUCCUCGCUCACAUACGACUACCUUUACUGGAAGCACAGGUCUGUAUCCACAGCUGCCCUCGCUCCUCGGUCACAUACGACUACUUUUACUGGAAGCACAGGUCUGCAUCCACACCUGCCCUCGCUCCUCGCUCACAUACGACUACCUUUACUGGAAGCACAGGUCUGCAUCCACAGCUGCCCUCGCUCCUCGCUCACAUACGACUACCUUUACUGGAAGCACAGGUCUGUAUCCACACCUGCCCUCGCUCCUCACUCACAUACGACUACCUUUACUGGAAGCACAGGUCUGUAUCCACAGCUGCCCUCGCUCCUCGCUCACAUACGACUACCUUUACUGGAAGCACAGGUCUGUAUCCACACCUGCCCUCGCUCCUCGGUCACAUACGACUACUUUUACUGGAAGCACAGGUCUGCAUCCACACCUGCCCUCGCUCCUCGCUCACAUACGACUACCUUUACUGGAAGCACAGGUCUGCAUCCACACCUGCCCUCGCUCCUCGCUCACAAACGACUACCUUAACUGGAAGCACAGGUCUGUAUCCACACCUGCCCUCGCUCCUCCCUCACAUACGACUACCUUUACUGGAAGCACAGGUCUGUAUCCACACCUGCCCUCGCUCCUCGCUCACAUACGACUGCCUUUACUGGAAGCACAGGUCUGUAACCACACCUGCCCUCGCUCCUCGCUCACAUACGACUACCUUUACUGGAAGCACAGGUCUGCAUCCACAGCUGCCCUCGCUCCUCGCUCACAUACGACUACCUUUACUGGAAGCACAGGUCUGCAUCCACACCUGCCCUCGCUCCUCGCUCACAUACGACUACCUUUACUGGAAGCACAGGUCUGCAUCCACACCUGCCCUCGCUCCUCGCUCACAUACGACUACCUUUACUGGAAGCACAGGUCUGCAUCCACACCUGCCCUCGCUCCUCGCUCACAUACGACUGCCUUUACUGGAAGCACAGGUCUGUAUCCACACCUGCCCUCGCUCCUCGCUCACAUACGACUACCUUUACUGGAAGCACAGGUCUGCAUCCACACCUGCCCUCGCUCCUCGCUCACAUACGACUGCCUUUACUGGAAGCACAGGUCUGUAUCCACACCUGCCCUCGCUCCUCGCUCACAUACGACUACCUUUACUGGAAGCACUGGUCUGUAUCCACACCUGCCCUCGCUCCUCGCUCACAUACGACUACCUUUACUGGAAGCACAGGUCUGUAUCCACACCUGCCCUCGCUCCUCGCUCACAUACGACUACCUUUACUGGAAGCACAGGUCUGCAUCCACACCUGCCCUCGCUCCUCGCUCACAUACGACUACCUUUACUGGAAGCACAGGUCUGUAAACCAAUCAUCCAACCAUCUACCCAGACCACCUGACAAACAGCUAGUCAAUAAUUGGUUAAUUAACUGGUGAAAAGCCCUUUAAACCACUAAAGGUCAGAUUCCCCCCUUCCUGUCUCUUCAGUUGGUUCAGUCUAUGGAGCAUAAAGCAGUUGGGAGCGUGCCAAAUACAUUUACAGGGGAGGGGGAGGGCCCAUAAAAGCCAAGAGGAAGUGGGUCUAGGUGAGAGCUGGAGUAGAGGAGAGGGGAAGAAAGGAGAGAGUUUAGGAGAGAGGGAGAGGAGACAAGUGAAGAGGCUGGCCUCCCCCCCGACUCCCUCACUCUCCUCACCUCUCUCUCUGUCUCUCUCUCUGUCUCUCU
This is a messenger RNA of Salmo salar (Atlantic salmon), 1929 nucleotides long. The record is from RefSeq and is a predicted model, not a curated record. NCBI's taxonomy places the organism in Eukaryota, Metazoa, Chordata, Actinopteri, Salmoniformes, Salmonidae.